This is a messenger RNA of Drosophila erecta, 3507 nucleotides long. RefSeq names its product putative GPI-anchored protein pfl2. Lineage: Eukaryota; Metazoa; Arthropoda; Insecta; Diptera; Drosophilidae. Bases 175 to 2766 code for a protein of 863 amino acids. The transcript is spliced from 8 exons. The record is from RefSeq and is a predicted model, not a curated record.
UAGGACCGCACCUAGUAUGACCGCACGCUAGUCGCAUUAUUGUUGUUGUCUGUUUCGUUUGGUGGACCAAAAAACAAGAAAAUAUUAGCUAAGCGAAAAGUUGUUAAAAUAUAUAUGUGCAGCGGUCGGUGCAAGUGCUUUAUGGGUACAUAGUGCAUAUGUACACAACGCGACAUGGGCAUGGUGGAGGCGUCAACGUCGGAGCUGCGCCUGGAGGCCCCCAACUCGUACACGUACCUCCUGGCGACCGUCAGCCUGACGCUCACUUUCAUCGUGAUGCUGGGCGCUUGUUUAUGCUGCAAGAAGCGGAUCCCCAAAAAUGACUUGAUGGGCCUGGAGGGCAUGGUCAAGCUGAAGAAUCCGGAUGAGGUCAUUGUGGUGACCAACCUGGUGGGCAACAGCGAGUCCCAGGCGGAGCUGAAUGCCUCCACUGUGUCCAAUGCGGACUCGGAGAAGCGAUCGAGCACUGCUGCCCAUCGCAGUUUGCCUGACAUUCCCGUGGCCGAGAGCAAUGAUAAUGGGUCCGAACUAUACGAAACCGUGGCGGACAAGCAACUGUUAGAUGGUCGCAAUGCCCGUAGCCAAAGUCCACAGCCAAGCAUGAAGAAACAGACCAGCGUGUCGCAGCACAGCUCCAUUAGCCAGGCAGACGAUGUAAGUUCGCCGUACUCGCGGGUGAAGGGUCUGCCGCACGAUUACGCCAAGGUGCGGGGCACCGAGCAUCCCUACGCCCAGCUGAAUGCCCCAUCCACGUCCCAUGCGACCAACCACAGCUCCACAGCAGCAGCUGCGGCGGCGGCAGUGGUGGCCGGAUCCUCUAGCGACGGUAUAGAUCCAAUGCAUCGCAACUCACAGCACAGCGAUGGGUCCAGGGAGCACAAUGACUCAGCGCCGUCAGAGGCUGAGAUUCCAGCUGCCUCUGCGAUUGCAGGUAUGAUUUCUGCUAGCCAAGAUCUUCCCUACAUGACGCCCCCCAUCGCCAACCAACAUUUUAGUGGGGACUCACAAGACUCAUCGAAGGGAUACACAAGCAUUAGUGUGAGGGAGCCGCUAGCGAACAUUUUGGCCCAACAGCCACCAGGGAAACCCCCGAACAGGAACCCAACAUUAUCGCGGGAUGUUAAUGACUCUCACUACGCCACUGUUUCUGACGAUUCGGAUGAGACUUAUGCGGCCAUUGAGGAUCCCAAUAAUCGUCAUCAGGCCAACGCCGCGGAUAUAUACACAAGCGGAUCGGAGACCUACGCGCAAAUCCAGCCUAUGCAGGCCAAUCCCAUAGUGGUGGCUGUCGAGAUCAAUAACAGCAGCAGUCUUCCGACCGCUAGUACGUCCGCGGUACGACCCACCAGCAGCAGUGGUGCUGAUCAUGCUAUGCCAGUUCCACCGCCGGUGGACAGUUUGCGAGCCCAGAUGCACUCGCGUCAGGCCUCAUCCUCGUCGAACAAUAGCUCGUCUGUCUGCAAUUUGGGGUCACCCAAACCGGAGAAGCGCCAGGCGAAUUCGCCACUACCACCCACGCCCAAGGCAAGUGCAGGCCAGUCGCAUCAUUUGCAGGCCGGUAGUAUUAGCAACCUAGCCUCUGGACGGAAUUCCGUCAUAUCAGUGAUCGAAGCGGGCGCGGAAGGGCACGAGGCGGAGUCUGGAGAGGCGUCGCCACAGCGCAAGCACAGCAAGAGCCUCAGUCCCUCCAAGGAUGGCGAGGGCAACAAAAACAUUGAGGGCAUGUACGCGAAGGUCAUGAAAAAGCACAAAUUCUCGAGAAACUCGCCGUCCUCUCAAAACAGCUCCCCUAUUCUGGCACGGAAACAGCAGCAAGAUGCUUUGGGAGUCAGUCCGCUGGACAGUGCUGCGGCGUUGUUAGUGGAUGCCCAGAAGGGUCGCGUGCGAAGCAAUAGCUAUUCAGCCAAGGAUCAUGGGUAUGAAACGAUUCCAGCCGACGGACAGAUGAUGCACGAGAAUCGGAAGUCGGAUUGCUAUGCAGCCAACAUGUUACAAAAGGAAAGACAGCAUGAAGGAGGAGCGAUUGCCCAGCCCGUGACGAUAGCAACAGCAAUAGCGAUCAGCGCCAGCGCAAAGCACUACGAGACUAUUCUCAACAAGACACAGCCGCCCCCGACGCCGUCCAGGAGCAACAACGAUCCUGGCUACGAGCAACUGCAACCGCAUCCUGUUACCGCAGGCGAGGAUGAGGCCAAAAAGUCUGACUAUGAUCCUAACUACGAGGUGCUCAAAAGUCGUGCACACUCAGACGACGGCUAUGCGAAGGUGUUGGAUAAGAAGCGGCCACCCGCCAGCGCUGACGCCUCCGGCUACAGCACCAUUCCCGGGGCGGAUGCCAACCACAACUAUGCCAGCAUCCUCGAGACAAAGGCCGCUGCGGAGACGGAUCAUUAUGCGCGGAUAGCGGAAAACGCGGUGGAAGGAACGCCGGGCAGUAGCAGCAGUCGCUUGACCCCCACAUCGCCCAGCUCCACAUCCAAUUCCGUGUCGCUUAACUCUUCAACGAUUGCCACCAGCACGCCGAUUUCCUCGCAAUAUGAGUCGCUGACGGGUACGGGCAGUGAAACGGAUCCCAACUAUGAGUCGGUGUGCUAUCUCACCACGGCGUCUACUACAGCGACGACCAACACUAGCAGUGGGAUGGAGCCCGGCUAUGAACCGCUGCAGACGGAUCAGGAGUCGGACACGCAGACGAGCAGUCCGCUGAGUGGGGCAGCAUUCACGCCAAGUGAACAGUUGCUAGUGGACGACUACUUUCACGUGUAGCCCGUGUUCAGUGAGCUGGAUCUCCCCUCAUCAGUUUUUGCUAAGCAAUUCUUCACGCACAUAUCAUCCAUUCAAUGCACAGACCACACACAUUAACGCUUCAUCGUAGUUAGGAACGGCGACCGCCAAGCGAAAAUCUUAGAUUGCACUGCAUCGGGUCACUGACUCACGGGAAAAUCGGGACACCAGAUAUCUGUCCCCCACAAUGGGACAGCUUCAUAUCGGUUUGCCCUCUAGAAUAUACAUAACUUAGCUUUAGGUUGACUUUGUGUACAAACUAUUUGUAUGAACGGCUCGACAAUUGCUUCCGGGCGAGGGUGGGUAAUCGCUCCAAGUAUCUACUCCAUUAUUAUUAUUCUAUCUCAGUACCAGUGCGUCCUAUUUUAGGUAAAUUAAAGGCAGGGGUCUCACUUGACGCGCCACUUGUUUAAAUUGAUAAGCACACCGGCGGUCGUUAGUGGGUUGUGUUUAGGCCAAUGAUAUUUAAAUGGCGGGCGGGGGUAAUUUACCUACAAUACACAAAUGUAUAUUAUAUAUAUUUUUAUAUGUUUUGGCGUUUUUGCUGCUUUUUUACUUUACUGAGGUCCGGUAUAGGCGUAGGAUAUACACGUAUUUACACACACAAUACCCACGAGAAGGCAAGCCAAGUAUUUGUAUUUGAUAAAUGUUAAUGGAACACUUCCAAGUAUUCAACCAUCAAGAAACUAAGAUAAAAUGUUCAAUAAAUUAUUGAUGACAUAA